AUGUCCAAGUAUGACAAUCCAUGGAUAGCCAGACUUGCCGUUCCGGGAGUGGUCGUGCUCAUUGCCUUCCUGUCAUAUUCAUCACAGCUGCUGUUCGAGUACCUCGCGCCUGGUCCAUUGUCCAAGCACCAAAAAAUCCGCUUUAACGUUCUCGUCGCAUGUAUUUGGAUAUCCUACGCCAGGACAUGCCGCACAGACCCUGGCCGAGUGCCGGAGUAUUGGCUACGGGACCAGGCGGAAGAAAAGGCUGAUGCUGAGCGCAAGCCACGAACCCGCUACUGCCGCAAAUGCGAUGCCAUCAAGCCGCCGCGCUCACAUCAUUGCAAGGUCUGCAAACGAUGUAUUCCCCAGAUGGACCAUCAUUGUCCCUGGACGAGUAACUGUGUGUCCCACUUUACCAUCCCUCAUUUCAUGCGCUUUCUCUUUUACGCUACUACCUCAAUGGUCUACCUAGAGUACUUCCUCUACAUCCGGGCAGCAGAAGUGUGGGAUGCCAGAAACAUGCCGGCGUACCACGGACCCACAGUCUGGCAACUGGUACACCUCUUCGUUCUGAUCAUGACCAAUUCGCUUACUUUGUUUGUGGUCGGCAUCAUGCUUUGCCGCGGUAUCUAUAUGAUCACCACAAACGUCACGACCAUCGAAGGUUGGGAGAUUGAGAGACAUCAGCAGCUAUUACGACGAGCGCGUGUCAUGGGAGGCUACCUGGAUGGGCCGGACGGUAUCAGAGUCAAGAUCGAUAAGCAUGAGUUCCCUUACGACAUCGGCUUCUGGGGCAACCUGCGCGAUAACAUGGGCACAUGGAACAUACUGGCUUGGUUCUGGCCAUUUGCUGCAGGAGUCAAAACUGAUGGCCUCACAUUCGAGACCAACGGCUUCGAAGAUCCUGGACAGACUUGGCCACCACCAGAUCCGGAUCGGAUGCCGCGUGCGCCACGGGCACUUGAUGCGAAGAACGCAUUCACAUACCGUCACAAUGGUUUAUCCCCAGAGGAAGAGCUCCGCGCUUUCAAAGAACGUCAGCAGGCGGAUCUAGUUCGCCGCAAAGCCUUCGGCGGUCGGUUUGAUCAGGAAACCAACGAGCCUAUAGAAAGCGACGACCUCGAGAGCGACGACGACAUUAAUGGCGAAGAAGGCUGGCAAGACUCCGGCGGCAAUCGACUGGAAGACUAUGGCGUCGAUGAGGGCGUAGAGUUCUACGAUGAAGACGAUGUUCCUAUUGCAGAACUCAUUCGGCGGCGAGAACGGCGGUUCCAGCAAGAAUAA
Messenger RNA from Cyphellophora europaea CBS 101466, 1266 nucleotides. RefSeq lists its product as uncharacterized. NCBI's taxonomy places the organism in Eukaryota, Fungi, Ascomycota, Eurotiomycetes, Chaetothyriales, Cyphellophoraceae. The record is from RefSeq and is a predicted model, not a curated record. Bases 1 to 1266 code for a protein of 421 amino acids. Gene Ontology annotation, cellular component: endoplasmic reticulum; Golgi apparatus; endoplasmic reticulum membrane. Gene Ontology annotation, molecular function: protein-cysteine S-palmitoyltransferase activity. Gene Ontology annotation, biological process: protein targeting to membrane; peptidyl-L-cysteine S-palmitoylation. The transcript has a single exon.